Molecule: messenger RNA, 486 nt
Organism: Penicillium robsamsonii
Lineage: Eukaryota; Fungi; Ascomycota; Eurotiomycetes; Eurotiales; Aspergillaceae
Exons: 4
Coding region: 1-486 (161 amino acids)
Source: RefSeq, a predicted model, not a curated record
AUGCCUUCUCUGCCUCGCCCUGCUGGCUCCCGCCCCCCUAUCCUAACCUCCCCCUUAGUCCUCAUGCUCGGGCACGAGCUCACACACACGAAGCUCAGGCUGCGUUUGCCAGGUUAUGGGGUGGGAAGCCCUCUUUUUGCCCGUUUCGUACACAGCGACGAAGGCCGCGCCUUACUUACCUUAACCGGCCAUGACGUCCCGUUUAUGGUUAGCCGUAUUCGGGGCGCCCAGCUUGCGAGGAGCCCAUCCCCAUUCCCGAUCUGCUCCCGUGCACCGGGGCAUUUCGACGGAGCAUGCGGUAACUGUAAGUUCCAGGAUCAUGGAUUCCGCUGCUCCGUACGAGACGGCACUGGUAACCGGAAUAGGACACGAAGAGCGGCCGCUCUCCUAGCUCGGAGCCCCCUUCCACAGUCUCAGUUAGCCAUUGGGACAGCCGCCAAUCCCGUCGACCUAGAUGAUGACGACGACGUCAUCAUCAUUAACUGA